GAUUGGCAUCCGGAAAAUCACAUUUCCUUCAUUAGCCACGCGAAUGAUUCAGACAGAAAAAUUGUGAACCAUCCAGGAGAAGUGACGGUGGGCGAUACUGUGCAGUUUGAGUUCCCAGGAAACGGCUUUCCUUCAGUUACUCAGGCAAGUCUCUCAAAAUAUUGGAACCUUACGAACACGGAAGGUGCAGAGCUAGAUAAACGCCUGAAACUGCCGGAUGGUCACCACAUCGUACAGAAAGGAUAUGAUACCUAUGUUGAUUCAUAUUCUGCUUUUGGUGACAAUAACGGAAAACCACUAAAAGUGCUUGAAGAUCUGCUUCAUAAUGAAGGCAUCGAAGUAGUUCUUAGUGCUGGCCUCGUAUAUGAGAUCUGUGUCCGUCAUACUGCUGAAGACGCAAGUUUACUAGGUUUCUUUAGUGCUAUCGUAACUGACGCCAGCAAAGCACUAACAUCACAUGGGAUCAGAAUCGCUAACGAGAUACUUGCAAUGAGACAGGUCGCCGUGAUGAAUAAGAAGACAGCAGAAGGUGUGAUAGAUCACAAAGAAAUUCCUUUGGUAUGGAUAACUAAGCUCGUUGAAAACAUUGAAAAAGAAUUGUAG
Molecule: messenger RNA, 603 nt
Organism: Strongylus vulgaris
Lineage: Eukaryota; Metazoa; Nematoda; Chromadorea; Rhabditida; Strongylidae
Source: the annotation of a GenBank genome assembly